AUGGAAGAAGACCGAGCUGUGACAACCCCAGAACAGGCUUCGCCCGGAGAACCCGCUCUGAUGGCCUUGUUCGAGUAUCCGGUCUGUUAUGACUACAUGACACCCCCUACUUUCCAAUGUCCAGCGGGACAUACAGUUUGUUCCCGUUGUAAAACCCAAGUCCGACAAUGCCCAGUCUGUCGGGGAGAAUUAAGAAAUUUUCGAAAUUUAACAUUACAGAAAUUAGCCAAAAUUAUAGCUUUGUCAUGUAUCUAUAAAGAAAACGGAUGCCCAGAAAAGAGACUUCUUAAGGACCGAAAGGUUCACGAAUUGCAUUGUUCUUUUCGAACAUGUUCUUGCCCCUCCUUGGACAAGACCUGUGCCUGGGAAGGAGUGUAUCAGCAAAUAAUCCCGCAUCUGACCGAGAACCAUUCUUACAUCCAUCAUUUGAAUCAUGACUCAGUUCGGAUGUCUAUCAUAGGGAUAGAUGUGGCCCUACCUCUCACGUGGAUAACGUGUCUCCACUGCUACCGGCGAGAUUUUAUCAUCCAAAUCAUUAAGACGGAAAUCAUCGAUGAAAACUCUCCCCUCCUUAUCAUUGUGCAAAACGUAGGAACUCGUAGAGAAUCGAGACGCUUCCGAGGGAGAAUGGACGUUCACGGAAGAGGCAAAGUAAUACAGUAG
Molecule: messenger RNA, 663 nt
Organism: Centruroides sculpturatus (bark scorpion)
Lineage: Eukaryota; Metazoa; Arthropoda; Arachnida; Scorpiones; Buthidae
Product: E3 ubiquitin-protein ligase Siah1-like
Exons: 1
Coding region: 1-663 (220 amino acids)
Biological process (GO): multicellular organism development; proteasome-mediated ubiquitin-dependent protein catabolic process
Cellular component (GO): cytoplasm
Molecular function (GO): ubiquitin conjugating enzyme binding; ubiquitin protein ligase activity; zinc ion binding
Source: RefSeq, a predicted model, not a curated record